ACCCAAUUUUUGUGUAGUUGAUCCGAUAAAUUCGUUUUUCAACAAAAGAAAUUCUACUAGUGAAUAGUGUAGUGACUGUAGUGAUCAUUGUUUAGAAAUGUCUAGCCAAAUAGAUUGGGCUAAGUAUGUAGCCGAAACGGAGAAAAAUUUCACGAGAAAGAUGGCAAAUAUAGAAAUUUCAGACGAAGGUGACAGUCGUAGGAAAAAUACAAUUAGGGAUGAUGAUGAUGCUAACUAUCAGUUCAAUUUUCUAAUAAGGUCUAAAACAAAGGGUUUAGUUGAAAGCAAAAAUGAUAUCGAGGUGCAGCGGAAAGACCCAAAGUCACCAUUGUACUCUGUUAAAACCUUCGAAGCUUUGAAUUUAAAUCCAAAACUACUCAAAGGAGUCUAUGAUAUGGGCUUUAAUGCACCUUCUAAAUUCCAAGAAAAAUUACUACCUACUGUUUUGGCAGAUUCCCCACAGAAUUUAAUAGCGCAAGCACUGCCAGGUGCUGGAAAAACUGUAGCUUUCGUUCUUGCUAUGUUAAGUAGAGUUGAUGUAACAAAGAAAUACCCACAAGUACUGUGCCUUUCUUCAACUUACGAAUUAGCAAUUCAGACUGGUGAAGUUGCAGCUUAUAUGGCAAAAUUCUGCCCAGAAAUUGAAAUGAAAUUUGCAGUAAGGGGAGAGGAUGUGCCUAGAGGAACAAAAUUGACUGAACAUAUAAUAAUUGGCACACCAAGAAAAGUUUUGGAUUGGGGUAUCAAAUUUCGAGUUUUCGAUUUGAAAAAAAUCGAUGUUUUCAUUUUGGACGAGGCUGAUGUUAUGAUAGCGACACAAGGACAUCAAGAUCAGUGCAUUAGAAUACAUAAGAAUCUAAGGCCGACUUGUCAAAUGAUGUUUUUCGUGCCAGUGUACGACCAAGAAGUCAUGGAUUUCGCUGAGCACAUUGUAAAGACUCCCAUUAUAAUGAGGUUGAAAGGGGAAGAAGAAAUCUUAGAUAACAUUACUCAAUACUACGUGAGGUGCGCAAAUCAGCAAGAGAAGUACAGUGCCGUUACAAAUAUCUACGGUACAAUAGCCGUUGGUCAAGCCAUAAUAUUCUGUCAUACAAGAAAAACAGCCUCUUGGCUGUCAGGAAAAAUGACCACAGAUGGUUAUGCAGUAGCUGUACUUUCGGGAGAUUUGACUGUGGACCAGCGUAUAAGCGUUUUGGAUAGGUUUAGACAGGGAAAGGAGAAAGUUCUUAUCACAACCAAUGUACUCUCUCGAGGAAUUAAAUUUGAGCAAGUAACCACCAUAGUAAACUUCGACUUACCAGUGAAUGUACACGGCAAGGCAGACUGUGACACUUAUCUAUAUAGAAUUGCUUGCACAGUAAGGUUUGGCAAAUCUGGAACUGUUAUAAACCUUGUCGAUUCUGAUCAGUCGAUGGCCAUUUGUAAGUCAAUUGAGAAACAUUUUAAUAGAAAAUUUCAUUAUUUAAAUAUAAACAAAUAACGAAAUCUAAAAAAUUGGCAAUUGAGUUAUACAGGGUGUUAGGGAAUUGACUCUCGUAAUUUUACCGGGCGAUUCAAUAUAUCAAGCUAAGCAAAAAAGUUUAUUACAACAUAGGUCCUAAAACCAACCGUUUUCCAGAAAAUCACGUACAAAGUGUUAAUGAAAUUUGGUAUGGUUCGGCAACAGCGCAUCGGAACUAAACAUGGGUUCUGAAUGAGUAAAUCAGUUGUAAAAAAGUAAUCUGAAAACCUAGACUAUUAAAUUUAUGGCUAACGCACCAUUAUAACUUAUUAUUUUCGGAAAAUUAAUUAUUGCUACAAUUCAGAAUUGGUUUUGAUAACAUUACAUAGUCAGAUAAAUUUUAAAAAAUUAAGUUCACUUGAGUUCUUUCGUUUUAUUUCAGCUCAGACAACUAAGAAUUACUAAUUAUUUCUAAACACUUCACAAUAAAUGUUCAAAAUGUCUGCCUUCACUAUCUAAACAACUCCGACACCUGCGAAUCCAGUUUUCACGAAUUCGUUGGAAAAUCCCUGCCGUAUUACGAAUUUGAUCGGCUGCUGCAAAAAUUCGUUCUCGAAGAUUAUUUUCAUUUUCAAUUUCGGAGGAAUACACGAUAUUCUUCAUAUGACCCCAAAGGAAGAAAUCCAAUGGAUUCAGAUCCGGUGAUCGCGCCGGCCAGCGAUGUGGACCAUUUCUGCCUAUCCACUUAUUUGUGAAAGUGUUGUUUAGGUACUGCACUACUGCACGACUUGAGUGAGCUGGUGCCCCAUCGUGUAAAUACCACAUACUUAAACGUGUUUGAAUUGGCACUUCCUCUAAUAACUCUGGUAAAUUGUUCGUCAAAAAAGCUAGAUAUUCUUCACCAGUUAAUCUACGUGGUAAAAUAAAAGGCCCUAUGAGGAAGUUACCUAUUAAACCGGCCCAAACGUUAAAAGAAAAUUGAUGUUGCCUAUUCCUUUGCACAAUAGUAUGGGGAUUUUCUUCAGCCCAAUUAUGUGCAUUGUGAAAAUUCCAAAUGCCACUGCGCGUAAAACAAGCCUCAUCUGUUGACAAAAUGCAGGAAACAAAAUUGCGAUCUCGUUCACUCUUGUUAAUGAACCAUCUACAGAAAUGUUCUCUUGGAGGAAAAUCAGCUGGUAAAAGGGCUUGAACUCUCUGAACAUGAUAUGGGUACAACAACUGUUCUUUCAAGGUUCUGUGUACACUCCAAUGAGACACUCCGACUUGACGAGCAAUACUUCUAGUACUGCGACUGGAAUCUGCUGCUACCAAUUCUAAAAUUUGUUCUUCAGUUUCCACUUCGAUUUCUCGCUGGCGGCCGCGAUUGUCAUUUUUUGGAAUAACACUACCGGUCUCAAGUAAUCUUUGGGAGACUGCUACAAAUGUUUCACG
Molecule: messenger RNA, 2872 nt
Organism: Anoplophora glabripennis (Asian longhorned beetle)
Lineage: Eukaryota; Metazoa; Arthropoda; Insecta; Coleoptera; Cerambycidae
Product: DEAD-box helicase Dbp80-like
Exons: 8
Coding region: 98-1480 (460 amino acids)
Biological process (GO): poly(A)+ mRNA export from nucleus
Cellular component (GO): nucleus; cytoplasmic stress granule
Molecular function (GO): RNA binding; ATP binding; RNA helicase activity
Source: RefSeq, a predicted model, not a curated record